AUGAUCAAUGGGUACGGGAGAUUGUACAACUGUUCAUGCUGUGUGACUGUCAAUGUGGGCCAGGGACCCCCGGUGUAUUCCAUAACACUUGAGAGUCAACUGAGAGAUGAGUUAUUCUCCAACUACUCCGUCCAACAGAGACCGUCACAGAAAGUGAACGUAGAAGUGGUCUUAACUCUCCUAACCGUCAAUGAACUCAUUAAGAAACUUUACAAAGAGUGUAUGUUUUACAGCUGUGGUCAGAUAACGCUUGAGCUGGAUGUCUGGCAGAACUCAGGACUACAAAUUGUGGAUCUUUCUGUGAUAACUGACCCAAACACUCCCAUGAGAGUGGACAAAAACGGAAUAAUAAGAUGGAGUACCUCUGCCAUCUACAUUGUUAGCUGUGAGUCGGAGAUAACGUACUAUCCACUAGAUCAUCAAACGUGCACAAUCAGACUCACCACAGCUGGCUACACCGCAGCAAAUAUCAAUCUCAGGUUCAGUCCUAACCCAGUCUCUUUGUAUUUUUACACCGAAAAUGGGGAAUGGGAACUACUCUCUGUUGAAAAUACGAAACCUGCUGAUCAUUUUCUUGGAGGGGAACCUCACUCUAAAGUAAUUUUUCGAAUACACAUGCGCAGAAGACCUAUGUUUCACAUCUUGAAUACUAUGUUUCCUGUUGUCCUGAUGGCUUUUCUGAUCCCGAUGGCAUUUAAGCUUCAUGUGGAUUCCGGUGAAAAGAUGGGAUAUUCUUUAACAGUACUCCUAGCAUAUGCUGUGUAUCUCUCCAUGAUAUCCGACAACAUACCAACUAUAUACCUGGCGACUACACUGGUCCUAUCUACAAUGUCGGUAUUGUUUGUCAUUAUCGUUAUCAACGUUCAUCACACGCCUGAGGAUGAGCCAAUGUCCCCCAGAUUGCAAAAAUUUGCUUAUAAACUGGAAUGCUGCUUGUGUAGAGGAACGAUAGACACAUCAGCAAAGAAAAUACAAGUGGCUCCUUCUCCGGAUAGUUCAGUGGACAAACCCACCAUUCUGAAUAAAAGUGAAGAAGACGAAGAGAAAAUGUCGUGGGUUAGAUUGUCCCGUCUUUUAGAUCGAUUCUUUUUCAUGGCAUUUAUGAUUGCAAUAACUCUAGCCACAUUAGUGUUUACAGCUUUGAUUUCGUUGAAAAUGCUUACAUGCAUAACAGAGGUCGUAGGGAAAGACAAUGAGGAAGUGUUGAGAGACUUCUUCCAAAAGAUAGGAAUUAAUGUUUCUUUAGAGAUUGCCGACGUACAAUUUUUAUUGUAUGUUCAACCGGUGCUCAGUGCCAGGAGUAAGGGUAAACCUCCCCCUCCAACGUACUCCCCAGCACUCGAGAGUCAGCUAAGGACCGAGAUUUUUACCGGGUAUUCCGUGUUACAGAGACCUACCAAACAAGUGCAUGUCAAAGUAGAACUCACUCUCCUCACAGUAAAUGACCUUGUGUGGUAUGAUCCUCGACUGUCGUGGGUCAGCACCCGGAACCUCUCCCAGACCUACACCAACAUCAUCUUUAUGUUCAGCAAUGAGAACUACGUCUGGAAACCGUGCGUGUUCAUUGAAAAUUCAAUCGACGAUUUGUCGGUGAUAAGUGACCAUAACACCCCAAUGCGUCUAAACAUUAUUGGAUUUGUGAGAUGGAGUCCUUCAGGUAUCUACAAGGUUAACUGCGAAUCGGACAUAACGUACUACCCAUUAGACUAUCAAACAUGUGACAUCAAAUUAACAACCUCAAGUUACACUUUAUGGGAAAUCAGACUCAGGUUGGCAGAAGAACCCGUUAACCUUAAUUUUUACGCCGAAAAUGGGGAAUGGGAGCUUCUCUCUGCGACGGGGGUGGAAUCUAACGACAAAACCAGGGGAGGCCAAUCUUUCUCAAGUUUGACCUUUAGAAUAAGCAUGCGCAGAAGGCCAUUGUUCCACGUACUGAACACGAUGUUUCCAGUAGCCUUGAUGGCAUUCCUUAUUCCGCUGACGUUCAAGCUUCAUGUGGAUUCUGGAGAAAAAAUUGGAUACUCUUUAACAGUACUGCUAGCUUACGCUGUCUAUCUGUCUGUCAUAUCGGAAAACAUUCCAAGUACCUCCGUGUCUGUAUGUUAUAUGUCGAUUUACUUGGCAGCGGUUCUUGGGGCUGGAACUAUAGCAGUCUUGUUUGUCAUAAUUGUCAUCAACGUUUAUCACAACCCAGACACGAAACCAGUCCCUGCCUGGGCCAGACGAUUUGUUUUGUUUCUCAUGAAACUUUUCUGUAUGUAUCCUGGCUGUCGUCCGUGUAGAUCAAACAAAACGGGAACUGUUGAAAAAACUCCCGUAAAGGAAUUUGUGAAAAUGCCAGUCAUUUCAAAUGAUGACGUGAUGGACGAGGAGGAGGAGGAAGAAGAGAAGAUUGAAUUAACAUGGAAGAUGGUCGCCGAGGUCCUGGAUCAUUUCUUUUUUAUCAUUUUCAUGCUUCUCGUUCUUUUAUCAACAAUUAUUUUUGUUGCCGUCAUAGUUAUGAAGUACAUAACGUACUGAGACAGCUUAAAGUCUAGUACAAAUUCAAGGGAAUCUCUAAC
Molecule: messenger RNA, 2561 nt
Organism: Saccostrea echinata
Lineage: Eukaryota; Metazoa; Mollusca; Bivalvia; Ostreida; Ostreidae
Exons: 10
Coding region: 1-2520 (839 amino acids)
Biological process (GO): monoatomic ion transmembrane transport; chemical synaptic transmission; signal transduction
Cellular component (GO): neuron projection; synapse; membrane
Molecular function (GO): neurotransmitter receptor activity; extracellular ligand-gated monoatomic ion channel activity; transmembrane signaling receptor activity
Source: RefSeq, a predicted model, not a curated record